Cuscuta europaea is the source of this 3596-nucleotide messenger RNA. NCBI's taxonomy places the organism in Eukaryota, Viridiplantae, Streptophyta, Magnoliopsida, Solanales, Convolvulaceae. The record is from the annotation of a GenBank genome assembly.
AGUUAACCCAUAAACGGGAUAAAUAGAAGGAGAAAAAGGAGAAAGGUUGAGCUUAGCAACACGGCAGGACAUAAUUGUCCAAUAACCUGGCAAAUUGGGUGCGCUUAGCAACAACAAUAGGCGCGCGGAGAUGCACCGAAGAAAAAGGAGAAAGGUUGAGCUUCUACGGGUCUGAAACUGAAUCGGGUAGCUCUUGAGCUUCAUAACAUAGACUCAAAUCACCCUCCAUUCAGAAAAGGGAUUCGAGAAUGAGAUUUGAUUUGGGUUCUACUGACCUUCUUCACUUACCCGAAUUUCAAUGCAAAAGAAGAAGGGUUUCUUUCAAUGGGGAAAAUUCGGGUCAGGGUUUACCUGACACUAACUCUUCUUUACCUACCCUACAUUCUGCCGACUAUUUUACUAUACCCUGUUUGAGUGAAUUGGCAUUCCUAGAGUCUUCAAGACCUGGUUAUUGCAGUAGAGUUGUAGAUUUUACUGUUGGAAGGAUUGGUUAUGGAUGUAUUAGAUUUAUUGGAGAAACUGACAUUAGAGGGCUGGAUCUUGAUGACAUCGUCAAGUUUAGGAAACAUGAAGUUGUUGUGUAUGAAGAUGAAAGCUUAAAGCCUGCAGUUGGUAUGGGGCUUAAUAAGCCAGCUGAAGUAACCUUAUCACUGAAACUUGGACUCUUAAAUCAGAACAAUGAAACAUUAAGAAAAAUUAUAGAGAAUUUGCAACUGAAAACAAAGAGACAAGGAGCACAUUUCAUUUCUUAUGACAGAAAAACGGGUGAAUGGAAAUUCUUGGUUCAACACUUCAGCAGAUUUGGUUUGAUUGAUGAUGAUGAAGAAGAUAUCACUAUGGAUGAUGUGUCUACAGAAGUUCAACUGCCAUUGCAUGUGAACGGAGUCGAGGUUUCAGAUAUUGAUGAUGUAGAAACCUCCUUGACGGAUACUACUCUCCUCUCCCAUUCUCUUCCUGCUCAUCUCGGGCUUGAUCCCAUCAAGAUGAAUGAAAUGAGAAUGUUGAUGUUUCCAUCUCUGGGAGAAGAAGCGGAUUUAGGUAAUGAUGAUAGUCGUCUUCCCUUGAACAGGAGACCACUAUUCAGCAGAGAAUCUUCAAGGUUUCAGAAAAGUAACCCCCACCUGAUUCGCAAGACACCUUUAGCUCUUAUUGAAUACUCAACUAGUAGCUUUGGCUCAUGCUCUCCUGGUUCUAGACUAAUGCUUCAAAAAAACAACAGUGUCCACUUCAAGUCAACAAAUGCUGAAGGGUUUAAGCUUGAAGCCAAGCAGCAAACUCCUGUGACGAGCAGUCAUUCUUGCAAUGUGGUCGAUUCUGCAUUGUUCAUGGGAAGAUCGUUUCGAGUAGGUUGGGGGCCUAAUGGUAUCCUUGUUCAUUCUGGUGCACCCAUUGGCUCUAAUGAAUCCAUAAUAUCUUCUGUAAUCAACUUAGAAAAAGUUUCCUUUGACAAAGUAGCAAGAGAUGAAAAUAAUAGAAUCAGGCAUGAACUUGUAGAUUCUUUCUUUGCUUCCCCUCUGAACCUGCACAAGGAAAUAAAUCAUGAAACACAAGAGGUUGAGGUGGGGAAUUGCAGUUUGAAGCUUCAAAAGCUCAUAUGUGACAGUUUUAUCCUUCCAGACAUUUGCAGAAGCUACAUUGAAACUGUUGAGGAUCAAUUGGAGAUUCCUGGAUUGUCACUCUCUUCUCGUAUGGUGUUGGUUCACCAAGUGAUGGUUUGGGAACUAAUUAAAGUCCUCUUUUCCUCUAGGAAAGUGAGUGGGAAACUAAAAUCUCAGGAAGAUAAUGACAGCGAGAAAGAAAUGAUAUAUGAAGGGAGAGAAAGCACACCAGAUGUGGACACUGAGGCACUUCCACUGAUCCGAAGGGCAGAAUUCAGUUAUUGGUUGCAGGAGAGCGUUUGUCAUCGUGUACAAGAGGAAGUGAGCUCAUUGGACGAGUCCGGUCAGCUUCAACACAUAUUCUUACUGCUAACGGGUAGGCAGCUGGAUGCUGCUACAGAUCUUGCUGCUUCUAGAGGAGAUGUCAGGCUAGCCUGCCUUUUGAGCCAGGCUGGCGGAUUCACCGAGAGUCGUCUUGAUAUCAAUCAGCAAAUUGAAAUUUGGAGAAUAAAUGGAUUGGACUUUAGCUUUGUUGAGAUGGAAAGAGUUAGAAUUUUCCAGUUGCUUGCUGGAGACAUCCAUUUAGCAUUACAGGAUGUGAAUAUAGAUUGGAAAAGAUUUUUGGGACUGUUGAUGUGGUAUAACCUCUCACCUGAUACUUCAUUGCCACUUGUUUUUCGUUCUUAUCAACAACUUCUCAAUGAAGGGAAAGCUCCAUCUCCAGUUCCCAUUUACAUCGAUGAAGGAUCAGUUGAAGAAGAGUCUCUGAAUUCAUAUAAAGAGGAAAAGUAUGACCUGUCUUAUUAUCUCAUGCUGCUUCAUGCCAAUCAAGAAACUGACUAUGGUGUUUUGAAGGCCAUGUUUAGUGCCUUUGCGUCAACAAAUGAUCCACUUGACUACCAUAUGAUCUGGCAUCAAAGGGCAGUUUUGGAAGCAGUUGGCGUUGUAAACUCUAAUGAUCUUCAUGUUUUAGACAUGGGACUUAUAUCCCAACUGCUUUGUCUUGGGCAAUGCCAUUGGGCCAUCUAUGUGGCGCUCCACAUGCCUUACCGUGAUGAUUUCCCAUAUUUGCAUGCCAAUGUGAUUAGGGAAAUCCUUUUCCAAUAUUGUGAAGCUUGGAGUUCUAAGGAUUCACAGCGGGAGUUGAUUGAGGAUUUGGGCAUUCCUUCACCUUGGAUACACGAAGCACUGGCAAUGUAUUACAGUUACCUUGGUGAUUGCUCAAAAGCUCUCGAACACUUUCUUAAGUGUGGUGGAUACUGGCAGAAGUCGCAUACCAUUUUCAUGACUUCUGUUGCUCACUCUCUAUAUUUAUCAGGGGACCACCUUGAAAUAUUUAGGAUUGCGACAUCCAUGGAGAGUCACAAGGAAGAAAUUGAAGAUUGGGACUUAGGAGCUGGAAUAUAUCUAUCCUUCUAUUUGUUAAGAAGUUCACUGAAGGAAGAUAACGACACAAUGAAUGAAGUGGACUCCCUAGAGAAUAAAAACAGUGCAUGUGCAGAUUUUAUUAGUCACUUAAAUGAGUCUCUGGUUGUUUGGAGUAACAAACUACCUCUUGAUGCAAGGGUUGUAUAUUCAAUGAUGGGUGAGGAAAUAUGCAACCUGCUUCUAUCCCAUACCUGUGAAGGUUCGACAAGAGAGGUUCAAAUGUGGUGUUUUGAUACUGUGUUUAAGGCGCCCAUCUCUGAAGACCUUCGGAAAUGCCAUCUACAGGAAGCAGUUUCGUGUUUCACUUCUUACCUUUCCGAUCUUGUUUCGUGAUCCACUUUUCAUGUCUUAUUUUAUUUUAUUUUAUUUUAUUUUAGAACAUGCUUUGUAAUUUAGAUGUUUAAUGUAUCAUUUCACAGUCAGGCAGAGUUUGCAUUGAGGUCACAUGAUUUUGAACUAUAGGAUUAACAUUGGAAAAUGCCAAAAAUAUUGUAAUUUAGUAACAUUUGGUUUGAUCAUGAAUUCAUGACAUUCUCAUAGAUAAUCACAUAAUGUUUUGCUGUAGUAAAC